Molecule: messenger RNA, 1414 nt
Organism: Saccoglossus kowalevskii
Lineage: Eukaryota; Metazoa; Hemichordata; Enteropneusta; Harrimaniidae
Product: phospholipid phosphatase 1-like
Biological process (GO): signal transduction; phospholipid metabolic process; regulation of gene expression
Cellular component (GO): nucleus; plasma membrane
Molecular function (GO): phosphatidate phosphatase activity
Source: RefSeq, a predicted model, not a curated record
GUUUGCCUUGUGCUAAUUGUCAUAUUGACACCCGCAACAAUGGUAACAAGGCAGCUAUUACUGGUGAAACUGGCUUCUACUGUUGGCCAGCUUAUACCAUUCAAGCCACGACUUGACCUUUGACACGUUAUCACAGCACCGACGUGGACAUUUUUUUCAACACCUGAAGACAGAAGCUGUUGAAGUUUGUGCCUUCCAGUUACAACAUACCAGUAUCUAUAAUGGGAACACUGGCGAAUAAUGCUGUAAACUUGCUAAUAUUUUCUGCUACAGCCUACUUAUCAUGGCAUAUUGAGUGUGUGGUACAAUAUUUUGUACCUGAUCGUCACAAGGAUGCUAUGUUUGAUAUCAAAGAUGCUAGUUUAUAUUACCCAGCUAGGAGCACCCUUCCACUUACCAUGUUGGUACAGGCAGUUGCUGUCACCUCCUUUGUUGUGCUGGCUUUGGGUGAGCUUACAUGUGUCUUGUGUGGUAAAUACUCAUUGAAACAUGGUUUGUUCAACUUCUACUAUCUUUAUGGUGCUUUUCUUUUCGGAUGGUGCUUCCAUCGCAUCUUCGUCAUGGUAACCAAAGGAAUGCUGGUCUCACCACGCCCAUCUUUCCUGGAAUCCUGUCAACCGGAUAUGUCAAAAAUUUCCUCGCAAGACCUUCUGGUGUCCUUUGACAAAUGUUCAAAUCAGAAGUCACUGAAAGAUGCUAGCGGCGCUUUCCCUUCAGGUCAUUCAGCACUGAUUUAUUAUGAGUGCUGCUUCUUAAUGUUUUACAUUGACAACAAGUUACCAGAAAACACUCCUAAACUGUUGAAAGGUCUUCUGCAAGCAGUUUUGUUCCUGGUACCAUUUUUUGUCUCUUUGACAAGAAUAGUUGACAAUAGACAUUGGUGGAGUGAUGUCAUAGCUGGAAUUCUCCUAGGAGUUAUACUAGCUAUAUGGGUGGCAAAUAUAUGCGGUCUUUUUAGAAAACAUACAGGGAAGCCACCUAAGAAAAUUAAGGCCAAGAAAGAAUAAGUGUUAUCAAAAUUUGAAUCAAAAAGUUACUAGUUUACAUUCCAUAAUUUGAUUAGUGAUUUAAUUAUUGUUUAAAAAAGUUUGCACUAAAUUAAAAUGAUGGCGCUACUGAACAUAUCAAUACAUGUGCAAUGCAUUGUGGGAGAGAAGAACCUAUUGAAAAUAAUAUAAGCUCCAUGAUCUUGUAUAUAAUGACGUCAGAGGAGUGUUAAUAUCUAAGAAUGUCAUUUUCUAACAACUCACUACAAUUGGCAUUAUCAAAUUCUAUGUCAACUAAAAAUUUGAGAUGUGAACAAAAUAUUUUACCAUAGAAACCAAAAUUUUGUCAUGAAAUAUAGUUCAAGGACCACAAUUUUUUUUUAAGGGCUAACACAAUUAACCCAUACAAUGAAAGCUAGAAAACUAUU